CGCUUUGCUCCAAUAGACAGAAGCGACUUUGGGCUGUAAAAUCGUGAAAUUCUUACCUCGCCCUUUCACUGCCUGCAGGAUCAGAUUGCAAUUUUUUCAAGACUCUCCUCUCUCCGGUUUCUUAAUCUGUUUAAAAGAAGAAGGAGAAAAGAUAAAUUCUCUCUUCAGUGCCUGGAAGAGAAAACAAAAUAACCUCAACUCCAGCUCCACUUUGCAAAAAUCUUUCUAAGAACUUUCUUCAGAGAUUUUACUUAGAUGAUUUAUAUAAUGAAGAAAGAAGAGAUUUUUUGGGCUUCUGUAUGUCUGCUGCUUAGUUGUGCCUCUGUCCCUCUUAAUGCUGUUCCCGAGGAAGGUGAAGAACAUGGAAACGUUACAGAUGCUGAGUUACCACCACUUAAGCUUGUGCACUCAUUUUGUGCAUUAAAAGCGGAUGAUGGCCCGUGCAAAGCAAUGAUAAAGAGAUUUUUUUUCAAUAUCCAUACUCAAAAGUGUGAAGAAUUUGUAUAUGGGGGCUGUGAAGGAAACCAGAAUCGAUUUGAAAGCCUAGAAGAGUGCAAAGAAAAAUGUACAAGAGCAUCUUAUCUAAAGAAGACUAGAAGGACAAAGACAACAUUACAAAAAGAAAAGCCAGAUUUCUGCUUUUUGGAAGAAGAUGCUGGAAUCUGUCGAGGUUAUAUUACUAGGUAUUUUUAUAACAAUCAAUCAAAACAGUGUGAACGUUUCAAGUACGGUGGGUGUCUCGGCAAUCUAAACAACUUUGAAUCACUGGAAGAAUGCAAGAACACCUGUGAGGAUGUGUAUGUGUUUUAUCCAGUGAAUGAUUUCCAGGUGGGAGAUAAUAGAACCCAGCUUGAGGCUAUGAAUAAUGACUCCUUGUCUCCCCAGCCCACCAAGGUUCCCAGCUUUUUGGAAUUUUACGGCCCCUCCUGGUGUCUGACCCCAGCCGAUAGAGGACUGUGUCAAGCCAACGAGAGCCGAUUCUACUACAAUUCAACCAUUGGGAAAUGCCGCCCAUUUAAGUACAGUGGAUGUGGAGGAAACGAAAACAAUUUUACUUCUAAAAAAGCAUGUCUUAGGACUUGCAAAAAAGGUUUCAUCCAAAGAUUAUCAAAAGGAGGAUUAAUUAAAACCAAAAGAAAAAGAAAGAAGCAGACAGUGAAAAUAAUCUAUGAAAAAAUUUUUGUUAAAAAAGAUAAAAAUUUGCUGCAUUAUUACAACAUCACUUCUACUAAAUAUUUUGGAUGAAACUGUUCACUAUAUUUGUACUUUUUUCUUUCCUUUCAAUGAAAUAUUUUUGUGAGUUUUUAUAUAUACGUAUUACCUUUGCAUCACAUUUGCAUCACAGUUUCUUUUAUAAUGUAGUCAAAUUGCUUAUUCUAGGGCUAUAAUGAACUGAUUACUAUGAAUUAUUCUCUCAAUCCCUUUCUAACUAUUUGCCAUUUAACUACAAAUUAUCAUACUAGUGGCCACAAAAAUCAGCCAGUUUUUCCAUUUGGUGAUCAUCUAUUUGAGAAUAUGUUGUCACUUGUUUUGAUCAUGUAUACAGUGAUCUCCUUUAAAACCUCUGCCCAAAUUAAGAAAUGCAACUCUUACAUAUCAAGCAUUUUUUGGGUUUCAUAUCUAACAUGGGGACAAGUACCUUCUUCCAAUAAAGAUCACUCAAAUCGUGCAUUUUGAAAAAGCUGGUAAUAAAAUUCUAUCUUGUGCUUCCCUCCUUAGACAUACUUUUACUCUUUGUAUACUAACAAGUACCUCUAUUGAUCAUGAGCCAAACCAUUAUCUGAACAAAGAGAGUCAGCUCUGUCAUGUGCAUGAUUUUGAUUGACUUUUUUUUUGGUUAUGGUCUAAUAUAACAGUAAAGAUGGUUGAACAGUGUGUGUUAAAUGUAGAUCAUGAUAAGAAGAAACUUGGUAGAAAAGGGAAGUUUUUAAUGACAAUCAAAAGGAAAUUUCUGUUUACAUACUUCCUAAUUUUUAUUGACAAAAUUUUCUUUUACCAAAAUAGCAGGAAUAUUUAAACCUCCUGUGACCUAUUCAUUUAUCAGUAGGGUUUGCAAUGACAGCAGUAAGUCAUGCUUCAAAAAAAAUCGUGUUGUUUCUGUAGAAGAGGGUGAGAAAAUUAUCAGCAAGUAAGAUUCUACUAGAAAAAUCUAUGUGCUAUUCACUCUCAGGGUCUUAAUUAACAUUUCUCUGGAGUUAAUUCUCUUUAUCCAGAUCUAUCUUUCCUUCUCUGCUGAACCAUGUGAUGUCUGGAAUCUCAACCGCCUCCUAGACAUUUCAGUCUCUCUAGUGUUCACAUCAAAUUUCACAUUUAAUUUGAACUUGUCUUUUAGAAAUAAUAACCACUUCAUCCAUUUAGUUUAGCUUAAUGACAUCUCUUUAGGAAUAAUAUUAUAUUUGUUCCUAAGGUUUGAAAGUUUGAACCCAAUUUUGAUUUCUUACUUUCCCUCAUAUAGCAUAUCUAAUCUGUCUCUAAAGACUAUUGCUUCCUUUUUCAUAGUUUAUCCAACUCUCCGGCUUUUUACCCCUACCGAAUUCUUCACAUCAGUAUUGAUAUAAUUCAGUAUACCUCUCCACCACUUAAAAUCCUUCAAAGACUCACUAGUUGGUACUUAACCCCACCCCGUCCCCCAUAAUUUAAUUUAUAUAUAUAUAUAUAUAUAUAUAUAUGUUUUUUGGACUUCUCUACACUACUCUCUUUCAUGACAAUUUCAAUUCAGUUAAAAGGGUAUUCACUAUUCACUGAAUGCUUCUUUAGUUACUCAGCUUUUUCAUGCUGAUUUCUUAUUUAAAAAUCUGGUCCCCUCCAGAUUCAUCUGAAGUCUGGUUCCACCUGAUAUGAACUACAAAAUCAUUGUAUUUUUAGGCAGAAUGUGAAGCCCUAACAUACAGUCACAAAUCAUUAAAAUUAUACCAUUACAUGUGGCAUAAAAUUAUAUUACACAAAAUAGUGUCAGUUUGUUCACUUAAUAAAACUGUUAUAACUUCAUGUCAAAUAUUAAGUAUAUAAGUAACUGUUUUAGAGAGGGUUUUUGUUGUAGAAUUUUGAGACUUUUGGAAAUCAAAAUCCCUUUUGAAAUACACUCUGCUGUUAUUUACAGGUGGAUAGCAAUAGCUUUAAAUAAAGGGUAAAGUAUCUAGUCAAGUGGCAAGUUGCCACCAAGGACAUAUAAACAGCACAUUCAUCAGUGAGUUGAUUAGUUAUUUUCUCUAACAAACAUUCCUGAGUUCAUUACUUAGUCAAGAAAGACACAAUAAGAUGGCGUGUAAUAUUUAAUGCAUGUGAAUAUUAUCUUUACUGUGUUUUUAAAUAAGAAGCCUUCUGUUAGUACUGUUUUGCUUUACAUAACCAAAUGCACCUAACUGAAUUUCAUAUAGUAUUACAUUGUAUAGCAUAUGCAUGUAUUUACCUACUUUGUUUAUUGUUUGUUCAAACUUAACAGGUAAUGCUGAAAACUGCUCAAGUGAUUUUAUUUUUACAUGGUAAGAAAUAAAAUAUUAUCCUGAAUAAUAACAAGUAUGAUGGCUAGACUCAAAGUUUUUUUUAUUGCAAAAAAAUUUAGUGCUCUUUAGUUAGAGCCCUAAGACAAAGAAAAAAAUUGUUACACAAGCUCCAGUCAACUUUUACCUCCUUUAAUUCAAAUCUGAUAAUCUCCUUUCAGUUAUGAUUUUGCUUCUAUGUAUUAUGACUUCUUAUUUGUUAAACAAAUUAGUACACUGUAUCUUACAAUCCAUAUAUUCUACAUUCAAUGCAUUUCAUAUGUAUUUCUACUAACCACCUCAUAAAUAAUUGUAUAAAUUUGGCAUAUAUAUGGAAAGAUAUACCAUAUAACUAUACUUUUAUACUUGACUUCUAAUCUUGACUAUUGAAGUUGGCCUGGUCCAUUUCCAUACCAGCGGAAGGAAGAAAAUGACGCUAAAAUAAACUAUGUAGGUGACUUCUUAAUUUUUAAAAAAAUCAUCUGCUCCUGUUUUUGUCUGGUUUUUAUGAAGUUAGUAUUUUCAUUUAGUUUUUCUACCCUUUGACUUACAGUUCUUUCUUGAGGACUUUAGUGUGGACAUAUCUUAACUGAUUUUUCUGCAUUCUGCUAUGCAGAACAGGAAAACUUGAUCUUGUCAGUCCCGCAGGCUGUCUCCAAACUACUUGAACCACAGAGCUGGUGUCUUGGCUAAAAUUAUUCAGACCACUUCUAAAGAGAGUAAGUGAUACAUAGUAAUUCAUUUUACCAAAGAGAGAGAGAGAGAAGUACAGAGGCAUUUAAUCAUAAAAUACAAUAGAUAAAAUAGGGUAUUAAUAAUGACUAGGAUUUUCUCAAUUUGCUCACAGAUGAGAAAAAUUCUGGCCCAAACAGUCUAAACCAAAGAUAUAGUUGAUCACAAAGUACAGAGUUAUUUGACUUCAGUAUAGAUGUACUCAAGGACUUGUAUUGUCAUCAAAACUCAGUCUGUCUUUGCCUGUGAUUCUACUGCCCAAUAUUUUUGCCUUUAUUUUCUAAUCUCAUAGGGUUUCCAAAUGACAUCCAGAUUUUCAGACCCACAUCCUCUCAGAGUAAGUUUGCUAGAGAAGUUUGGACUCUCUUACCUCAAAGAAUUGAAUUAAAGUUCUGGCCUCAGGAAUGAUCUGUGAAAGAAAUAAUUGAUAAGCUGGGCUUCAUUAAAAUUAAAAACUUCUGCUCUGCAAGAAAUAAUAUCAAGAAAUUAGAAGAUAAGCCACAGACUGGGAUAAAAUAUUUGCAAUAGACACAUCUGAUAAAGGACUGUUAUCCAAAAUAUAUAAAAAAAAAUACAAACCUUAAUACUAAACAACUUUUUAAAAAAAAAUGGGUCAAAAACAUUAACAGACACCUCACAAAUGGAAAAUAUGCAUAUGAAAAGAUGCUCCAUAUCAUAUGUCAUCAGGACAAAUGUAGAUUAAAACAAUAAUGUAGCUAAGACUACAUAGCUAUAAGAAUGGCCAAAAUUAGGUACACUGACACUACCAAAUGCUGACAAAAAUGUGGAUGGAACAAGAGCAACUCAUUCACUGCUGGUAAGAAUGCAAAAUGGUAGAGCCACCUUGGAAGACAGUUGGCAGUUUCUUACAAAACAUAUUAUACUAUCCAGUAAUCAUGCAUGGUAUUUACCCAAAGAAUUUGAAAAUGUCCAUACAAAAAUCUGCACACAGAUGUUUAUAGCCACUUUAUUCACAAUUGCCAAAACUUGGAAGCAACCAAGAUGUCCUUCAGUAGAUGAAUGGAUAAACUGUUACACCCAGACAGUGGAAUGUUAUUCACUGCCAAAGAGAAAUGAGCUAUCAAGCCAUGAAAGGACAUGCAUAUUACUAAGUGAAAGGAGCCAAUCUAGAAAGGCUGUCUACUGUAUGAUUCCAAAUAUAUGGCAUUCUGGAAAAGGUAAAACUGGAAACAGUAAAAAGAUCAGUGAUUAUCAGGGGUUGUCGGGGGGAUGAAUAGGCAGGGCACAGAGAAAUAUUGUGCAGUGAAAAUAUUCUGAUGAUACCAUAAUGAUAGAAAUGUCAUUUUAUAUUUGCCCAAACCCAUAGAACAUGUAACACCAAGCACAAACCAUAAUGUAAACUAUGGACUUUGGAUGAUCGUGAUGUGUCAAUGUAGGUUUAUCAUCUAUAACAAAUGUACCAUUCUGGUGGGGAAUGAUGGUAACGGGGAGGUCAUGCAUGUGUCAUGGCAGACGAUAUAUGGAAAGCUGUACCUUCCCUUCAAUUCUGCUGUGAACUUAAAAUUGCUCUAAAAAAAUUAAGUCUAUAUUAAAAA
Manis pentadactyla (Chinese pangolin) is the source of this 5767-nucleotide messenger RNA. It is a transcript of the gene TFPI, whose product is annotated as tissue factor pathway inhibitor. The transcript is spliced from 8 exons. NCBI's taxonomy places the organism in Eukaryota, Metazoa, Chordata, Mammalia, Pholidota, Manidae. The coding region runs from base 256 to 1245 and encodes 329 amino acids. Gene Ontology annotation, molecular function: serine-type endopeptidase inhibitor activity. The record is from RefSeq and is a predicted model, not a curated record. Gene Ontology annotation, biological process: negative regulation of peptidase activity. Gene Ontology annotation, cellular component: extracellular region.